AUGGACUGUUAUUUUAAUAAGAGAAUCCCAAAUAGUAAGAUUGGAAGUGUAAUCAUAAGGCCAACGUCAAAAACUUUUGUGUCAGGAUUAUCAAGCUCUUAUGAUGAAAAAUAUCCUGAAGAAUUAAAAGAUAAGCCUAUUUAAAGAGAAUUCGUAUAUUAUAAAUUAAUUAUUUUUAUAAAUUGCCUCAUAUUAUUAUAAUCUAAAAUGGGAAUAUAAUGACUGAAAAUGAGUUUAUUGAAGAUAUUAAAGAAAUCAAUGACUCUUUGUUUUACUACUGGCCUUGCUUUUUCUGCUUUAAUUUUGGCUACACAUGUUGCAUUUGCACACUUGGACUUUCAUUUUUAGGACCUUGGAUUUGUGUUGAUGAUGCCCAAAAAAGGACAAAUGAAUCGAUUAAGAAAAUUAAUGAGAGAUAUAUUGCGAGGAAUAUCAAAUGAUAUUUAAUGUGUGAGUGCUCAACUUCUUGGAUUGAAAUUAGAUAUGGAUAA
Blepharisma stoltei is the source of this 491-nucleotide messenger RNA. NCBI's taxonomy places the organism in Eukaryota, Ciliophora, Heterotrichea, Heterotrichida, Blepharismidae. The record is from the annotation of a GenBank genome assembly.